Messenger RNA from Durio zibethinus, 2149 nucleotides. Its product is annotated as rust resistance kinase Lr10-like. The record is from RefSeq and is a predicted model, not a curated record. Gene Ontology annotation, molecular function: protein kinase activity; ATP binding; polysaccharide binding. NCBI's taxonomy places the organism in Eukaryota, Viridiplantae, Streptophyta, Magnoliopsida, Malvales, Malvaceae. Gene Ontology annotation, biological process: protein phosphorylation.
AGUCGUGGAAAAAAAAAAGGCAAAAACUAAAGAGAAAGAAAUGUAAAAUAACAGAAACAUAAGUUGACUUGUCAAUUCAGUCGUCUCCUCGCUCGCAUUGUUUAAUGUAAUAAAUAAAAGGCAACUGGUUCAGGAUCUAAGCGUAGACAAUUGCCCAUCCAGAUUCGAUAAAAAAAAAUGGUUAUUGUUUUCUUUCACUUCCUCUUGGUAUUGAGUGCUGCAGCAGUUGGUCAUGGUCCAGCGCCACCAGAUCAGGAUGAUUGCCGGGCAAUAAGAUGCAAACGCGGUGGGCCACUUGUCCAUUACCCCUUCCGGUUGAAGGGCCGGCAUCCGGACCACUGUGGCUCACCUGGGUUUCACCUGUCCUGCAACAACAAGGAACAGACCGUUCUGGAGCUGCCCGUUUCGGUCAAGUUGUUGGUGAAGCGUAUAGAUUAUGUAAAUCAGAGGAUUCAGGUGUAUGAUGAAGAUCGUUGUGUCCAAAGGCAGCUUCCAAAUCUCACUUUAUCUGAUUCCCCUUACAUGUUCAGCUCGUACCAAAAUUACUACUAUCACGACGAGCUGGGAAACUUCACUUUGUUCGAAUGUUCAGAUAAAAAUCAAUCCGGCCAUGAUAAUCACAUGAUCCCUUGCCUAAGUAAGAGGCUUGGUUUCUACAUUAAAUACACUGAUUCUGAUUAUGCAGACAGUGACCUGUUAUAUUGCGGGAAGACCAUAGAUAUCUUCGAAGUUCCAAGAGGGAUGGUAAUACCUAACCAGAAAUAUUUUUAUUUUAAUUGGAGCAAACCAGAGUGCGGAUCGUGUGAAGCAAAAGGCCAAGGAUGUCGUCCCAAUAAUACUAACGCGUCGGGCACCGAGUGCUAUGACAUUCCCGGGGAACAUAAAGGUCCAAGAACAAGGCUAAUGAUUUCAGGUUUAGUCAUAGGCGCAUUUCUUCUUGUAACGAGUCUUAUUGGACUUUUUUGGCUGCACCAUUUGCAUGAAAAAGAGAAAGAGGGGCAACGCAAAAUCGAGCAGUUUCUGGAGGAUUACAAGGCUCUUAAGCCCUCAAGAUAUUCCUAUGCUGAUAUUAAGAGGAUAACAUAUCAAUUCAAGGAAAAACUGGGACAGGGCGGUUAUGGUACUGUGUAUAAAGGAACACUUUCCAAUGAUGUUUCAGUAGCUGUCAAGGUUCUGAAUAAUUUCAAGGGAAAUGGUGAAGAGUUCAUCAAUGAAGUUGGUUCAAUGGGUAGAAUCCACCAUGUCAAUGUGACUCGUUUAGUUGGUUUUUGUGCUGAUGGAUGUAAUCGAGCUCUCGUUUAUGAGUACCUGCCGAAUGAGUCAUUAGAGAAAUUCAUAUUCGCAGCCAAGGGUGAGAAUCGUUUCCUUAGCUUGGAUAAGCUUCAGGAUAUUGCUUUGGGUAUAGCCAAAGGUAUUGAGUACCUGCACCAAGGUUGUGAGCAACGAAUCCUCCAUUUCGACAUCAAACCACACAAUAUUUUGCUGGAUCAGAACUUCAAUCCUAAAAUUUCUGAUUUUGGUUUGGCCAAGUUAUGUUCCAAAGAGCAAAGUGCUGUUUCAAUGACAGCGGCAAGAGGAACCAUGGGCUAUAUUGCACCUGAAGUAUUGUCUAGGAACUUCGGAAACGUUUCAUACAAAUCAGAUGUUUAUAGUUUUGGAAUGCUCUUGCUUGAAAUGGUUGGAGGAAGAAAAAAUAUCGAUGUAACAGUACCAAAUAUGAGCCAAGUGUACUUCCCAGAGUGGGUUUAUAAUCGUUUAGACAAAGGAGAAGAAUUAGGAAUGAGUAUUGAAGAUGAAGAGCAUGACAAGAUAGCAAAGAAACUCACAAUUGUUGGACUUUGGUGCAUUCAAUGGUAUCCAGUGGAUCGUCCUUCAAUGAAAGAUGUGGUUCAAAUGUUGGAAGGAGAAGCGGAGAACCUAACAAUGCCACCAAAUCCUUUUGCCUCUAAAGAUGAAAUGAAGCCUAGAAAGCCCAUUAACAGAGAACUAGCAACUAUAUCUGAGUAAGAAUAUAUAAAACCACUUUUCAGAUUGCAGCAGUUUUUAAUUUUCUUACUUUUAUAUUUAUGAAAUGUAUCUCAAAGGGCUUGGAGAUGUAUCUUGUUAAAACUAUAAUUGCUGAUAGCAAACAAAUGUUGUUAUUUUGUCA